Molecule: messenger RNA, 2851 nt
Organism: Panicum hallii
Lineage: Eukaryota; Viridiplantae; Streptophyta; Magnoliopsida; Poales; Poaceae
Product: probable 1-deoxy-D-xylulose-5-phosphate synthase, chloroplastic
Exons: 11
Coding region: 262-2427 (721 amino acids)
Biological process (GO): terpenoid biosynthetic process
Molecular function (GO): 1-deoxy-D-xylulose-5-phosphate synthase activity
Source: RefSeq, a predicted model, not a curated record
CUCGAAAAAGAUUAGAAAUUUCCGUUGGGAUUAGCCUCUCUGUCAUGUCGCCAGUACAGCGCGACACUCCGCAUCCACCCAAAUCGGAGCUAGGGCUGCUGGCCUGCUGCCCCCCACGGAAGGCGCCAGGAGCCGCCGCAUCCGGCCGCAUCGCCGCCGGUCCCGCGCGAGGAGAGACAGCGGCGGCGUCUUCUGCCCGUUUGAGGAGCAGGGGAAGCUGGAUUUGAGGAUUCGGGGCACCAGCUAACGGCCGGCUCCAGCAUGGACACGGCGUUUCUGCGUUCUCCGCUUGCUCGCAAUCUAGUUUAUGACGAGUUUGCCGUUCUUCACUCCGCAAGCUACCGUUUCCAUCCUCUGCGGUAUUCGAGGUGCAAUCCGACAAACUCGACCCCCGGCCAAACGCUGUCUGCUUCGCCAUCAAGGGGCUUGACUCAGCGAGUGGCCGCGUUACCAAAUGUUGAUGAUUUUUUCUGGGAAAAGGAUCCCACUCCGAUCCUGGACACAAUUGAUGCGCCCAUUCAUUUGAAAAAUCUAUCUAGUAAGGAGCUCAAGCAGUUAGCUGAUGAAGUUCGUUCUGAAAUAUCUUUCAUAAUGUCCACAAAAUGCCAGCCAUGUGGUCCUGGUCGCUCAGUUGUGGAGCUGACAAUUGCUAUACAUUAUGUGUUCAAUGCCCCAAUGGAUAAGAUACUGUGGGAUGCUGGUCAGCAUGCGUAUGCACACAAGAUUCUCACAGGAAGGCGCUCUCUCUUUCAUACUAUUAAACAAAAAAACGGCCUUUCUGGUUUCACAUCUAGAUUUGAGAGCGAGUAUGAUCCCUUUGGUGCUGGACAUGGAUGCAAUAGUCUUUCUGCUGGCCUUGGGAUGGCGGUUGCAAGGGAUAUAAAUGGGAGAAAAAAUCGAAUAGUGACAGUUAUAAGUAAUUGGACAACCAUGGCUGGCCAGGUGUAUGAGGCAAUGGGUCAUGCUGGUUUCCUCGAUUCCAACAUGGUAGUUAUUCUAAAUGAUAGCUGUCACUCCUUGCUUCCUAAAGCUGAUGGCCGGCCAAAGAUGUCAGUCAAUGCCUUUUCUAGUGCUGUCAGCAAGAUUCAAUCCAGCAAAGGAUUUAGGAGGUUUAGGGAGGCUGCAAAGGGACUGGCUAAAUGGUUUGGCAAAGGAAUGCAUGAGUUUGCUGCCAAAGUUGACGAGUAUGCUCGUGGUAUGAUAGGUCCUCAUGGAGCAACUCUUUUUGAAGAACUUGGAUUAUAUUAUAUUGGUCCUAUUGAUGGGCAUAACAUUGAUGAUCUCAUCUGUGUAUUAAAGGAGGUCGCAACUCUAGAUUCAACUGGUCCAGUACUUGUACAUGUAAUUACUGGGACUGAAAUUGACACUGGUGGAAAUAUUAGGAGUGAAAUAACUCCAAAUGACGAAGGGCCUCCAAACUCAAGUCAUGAUCUUCUUAAAUUUUUAGAAACUGGGCUUUCUAGGACGUAUAAUGACUGCUUUGUAGAAGCAUUAACAGCAGAAGCAGAGAAUGACAAGCGCAUUGUGGUAGUUCAUGGUGGCAUGGGAAUGGAUCGAUCACUCCGCUUAUUCCAGUCCAGCUUCCCAGACAGAUUUUUUGACCUUGGCAUCGCUGAGCAACACGCUGUUACCUUUUCUGCUGGUUUGGCCUGUGGAGGUUUAAAGCCUUUCUGCAUAAUUCCAUCCACAUUUCUUCAGCGAGCAUAUGAUCAGAUAGUUGAAGAUGUGGACAUGCAAAAGAUACCGGUUCGAUUUGCUAUCACAAAUGCUGGUCUGGUGGGGUCUGAGGGCCCAACUAAUUCAGGACCAUUUGAUAUAACAUUCAUGUCCUGCUUGCCAAACAUGAUUGUCAUGUCACCAUCUAACGAGGAUGAACUUAUUGACAUGGUGGCAACAGCUGCAAUGGUUGAGGACAGACCUAUUUGCUUCCGGUAUCCUAGGGGCGCCAUUGUUGGGACUAGCGGCACUUUAACGUAUGGGAAUCCACUUCAGAUUGGUAAAGGAGAGAUUCUUGUUGAGGGAAAAGAGAUAGCUUUUCUUGGCUAUGGUGAGGUGGUCCAGCGAUGCUUGAUUGCUCGAUCUCUUUUAUCAAACUUUGGCAUUCAGGCGACAGUUGCAAAUGCAAGAUUUUGCAAGCCACUUGACAUUGAUCUAAUCAGAACGCUAUGUCAGCAGCAUAGUUUUCUUAUCACAGUGGAAGAAGGAACAGUUGGCGGCUUUGGAUCGCAUGUCUCUCAGUUUAUUUCACUCGAUGGUCUACUUGAUGGCCGAAUAAAGUGGCGACCCAUUGUGCUACCAGACAGGUAUAUCGAACACGCUUCACUCGCUGAGCAACUCGACUUGGCUGGCCUAACUGCUCAUCACAUAGCUGCAACCGCAUUGACCCUCCUAGGGCGUCACCGAGAUGCACUUCUGUUGAUGAAGUAGAGAAACGGAAACAAGAAGAAAAGUUAAAAUCACUCGGUACUGUGCAAAAGUUUGACACGAAGAACACUUAACCUGAGCCUGUCGUGGGAGAUGGCCAAAUGCACUACUCUGAAGAGUUACAGUAAAGGCAACACUAUGUUUGCGCCGUGCAUACUAUAAACCCUAUUUUGGGCAUCAGGUGACCCUGCAAAGCAUUUACAGGACGAUACGCUGUAAUGUAUUGUGGAUGUAAAUACUAAAACGGCGGUGCUAUUUUGGUGAUUAGGUGAGCCCUUAAAGCAUUUACACGAUGAUACGCUGUAAUGUAAUGUGGAUGUAAAUAGGUGUUGAGGUGCCAUGUAUCGGUCGCUUAAUAAGGCUACUGAGUUUAUAAUGUACCAGUUCCAUUCUGAAUGAAAUGAUAUGGCGAAUUUGGGGGCGUGAA